AAACGAAAGGGCGGAAGAAGAGGAAGCCGUACACAAGAUACCAGACCAUGGUGCUGGAGAACGAGUUCCUCAGUAGCUCCUACAUCACCCGACAGAAGAGGUGGGAGAUCUCCUGCAAGCUGCAGCUGUCGGAGCGACAGGUCAAGGUUUGGUUCCAGAAUCGCAGGAUGAAGAGGAAGAAGCUCACCGAGAGAGCCAAAACCAGAAUCCGAGAUGACCAGGAAUGUAAGGAUGAUGAGCCCAGCAGCGGUCAUUUACAACAACAAUCUCAGCAGCAGCAACUUCCACACUCCCACCAUCUCAACAGUGAGCAACCUCACCAGGCUCAGCAGCAUCCCCAUCAGCAACAACAACAACAGCAUCAUCACCAGCAUCCACAACAGCAUAGCUCACAUCUUCAGCACCACAGGAGUAAUCACAAUGGAAGUGGUGGAGGUAGCCACCACCAUCCUCACCACCACCACCACCACCAACAUCAUCAUCAUAUACAACAUCCGCAUGGGUCUAUGGCUCCCACUAAAGCGGAUGUUAUCGAGCACAAGAAUGGACCAAUCAUAUAG
Candidula unifasciata is the source of this 560-nucleotide messenger RNA. The record is from the annotation of a GenBank genome assembly. Lineage: Eukaryota; Metazoa; Mollusca; Gastropoda; Stylommatophora; Geomitridae.